This is a messenger RNA of Penicillium odoratum, 522 nucleotides long. Its product is annotated as MARVEL domain-containing protein. The transcript is spliced from 4 exons. Lineage: Eukaryota; Fungi; Ascomycota; Eurotiomycetes; Eurotiales; Aspergillaceae. The record is from RefSeq and is a predicted model, not a curated record. Gene Ontology annotation, cellular component: membrane. The coding region runs from base 1 to 522 and encodes 173 amino acids.
AUGGCAAGCUUCUUUGGCCAUCCACUUGGCAUGGUCAGCUAUGUUACCCGAUUCCUGCUGAUAUUCAGCGCGAUUAUUGUUCUCGGAAUAACAGCAUGGGCUGUGAGAGGGACAAAAACUCUCACUGUUAUCUAUUCGUUGACAAUAUCUACUGUGACAAUCGUGGCAGUCAUUCUGUCUUUAUUAAUAGGAUGCUUGUUAAGGCGAAAAACAACGCACAUCUUCGUGAUUCUCACCACCGACGCAAUUCUCUCCUAUCUGUGGCUUACGUCUUUCAUUUUCUUGGCGCAAGAUUUCAAUCGACACAGCUGCCGGACGGAUCGCUGGAAUGGGGAGAUCGUCUGUAGUCGCCAAUAUGCAGCCGAAGCUUUCAGUUUCAUCGCCUUCUUUGCAACACUUGUCAAUCUAUCUCUCGAGAUAGCGUACGUUCACCGACCCAUAGCUACUCGUGUCGACAGUCACGAAAACCUCCACAGGGAACAACAAAUUAGUGAAAAUUUGAAUGCAGCUGGUUUGGCAUGA